AUGACUGACGCUCAAGUUCAAGUUCAAGCUGAACUUCCUGUCGCACCAGUAGCUGUUGAAAACGAUACAGUUACAGAAUCCAACUCCGAAAUGCCAGUCGACCAGGUCACAGAUUUGGAAACCAAUGCAGAAGAUGAAGACAAGGUUGUGCCAGAGACCGACAUUGUCAAAGACAACACCACUGAGACAGAGAAGGAGAAUCUCAACACCAUAAUCGAACCAAAACCAACAACCGUUCUCAACAUCGACAAGGCCACCGUGCCAGAGACACACGACAAUGACAACGCCAACGUCGAAGCAGAAGAAACUCAACCCCAAGCUGCCACAGAGCCUUCUGAUUGUUCUAAAUCCUCCCUCUCACUCACCACAACCACAAUCUUAGUCUCCCUCACAGCCGGUGCUUUUGUGAUCGGAGUCCGUUCCCCAUUCGUCUCUGUAUGCAUGUUAUACGGUGUGAUUAACUAUGCAAAGUACACGUUACUUUGA
This is a messenger RNA of Exophiala dermatitidis NIH/UT8656, 486 nucleotides long. RefSeq lists its product as uncharacterized. The coding region runs from base 1 to 486 and encodes 161 amino acids. The transcript has a single exon. Lineage: Eukaryota; Fungi; Ascomycota; Eurotiomycetes; Chaetothyriales; Herpotrichiellaceae. The record is from RefSeq and is a predicted model, not a curated record.